UUUGCCCUAACAAAGCAGAUGUGCGCAAAUGCAUUUCCUCCUUCCUCCUCCGGGAAGCGGCAAGAGGUCGUAAAACUGCACGAGGAAGAAAAAAAACCUCAGGCUGCCCACUUCAUAAACACGAGGGUGGAUGAUCUCCUUUGGGGCAUCCAGAGAUGGUUUACUACUUUCAUGAGCUUUGUAAAUCUGUUUACUGACAGGGUUAUACCUUGCGUAUGUUUUCUCGCAUUGUGGCCACAGAACACGCUCUAUGGAAAGGUCGACGUUUUGACCUUUUGCCGUGACAUUGUCACUUACGGAAGGUUCUUCCUUUUUCGAAUGGCACACGCGUAUACGUUAAUUAAAGCAUCUAUGCCACCUCGUGCUUUCCACAAACUACCCGGGCCAGCCCACCAUCUUCAGGUUCCGGGGUAG
Trypanosoma grayi is the source of this 414-nucleotide messenger RNA. RefSeq lists its product as hypothetical. The record is from RefSeq and is a predicted model, not a curated record. The annotation marks the transcript as partial. The transcript has a single exon. Lineage: Eukaryota; Euglenozoa; Kinetoplastea; Trypanosomatida; Trypanosomatidae.